Molecule: messenger RNA, 8480 nt
Organism: Pangasianodon hypophthalmus (striped catfish)
Lineage: Eukaryota; Metazoa; Chordata; Actinopteri; Siluriformes; Pangasiidae
Gene: grm5b
Product: glutamate receptor, metabotropic 5b
Exons: 9
Coding region: 1287-4850 (1187 amino acids)
Biological process (GO): G protein-coupled glutamate receptor signaling pathway; trans-synaptic signaling by endocannabinoid, modulating synaptic transmission; regulation of synaptic transmission, glutamatergic
Cellular component (GO): postsynaptic density membrane
Molecular function (GO): adenylate cyclase inhibiting G protein-coupled glutamate receptor activity; G protein-coupled receptor activity involved in regulation of postsynaptic membrane potential
Source: RefSeq, a predicted model, not a curated record
UGUGUGUGUGUGUGUGUGUGUGUGUUCAGACGCGCGCGGUGUGUUUCACACUUCGCGGUUACGCGCGUGGGAGUCGGAGUGGGAGGAUUGUCUCGAGCACUGACUGACUGACUGGCUGCUGGCGCGAGGGAGAGGGAGAGUGCGGCGAGCACCAGCGGAUCGGACAGUGUCGGUGUGUGUGUAUGUGUGUGUAUAUAUAUAUGUGUGUGUGUGUGUGUGUGUGUGUCUCUGCGCGAGACGUUAAUACCUAGAGGACAGGCUCGCGGUGCUCUCGGCGUUUUCAUCGCAGCGGCAGCAGCAGCAGCAGCUCGUGCGUCUACAAACCGAAAUUACUGAGGACAACUCGCGCGCCUGUGUGCGUGCGGGUGUGUGUGUGUAUGUGUGUUUGUGUGUGUGUGUGUGUGUGUGUGUGGAUCUAUUCCGUGCACAUACAACUGUAACCGGACAGCGCGCGACCUUUAACGGAUCAUGGGGAGGAACUGAGCGCGUGCGACAGGUUACAAACACUAUUAUCGUCGUACACCAUCCUCAACCUGCAGGUUGCCAUAGCAACGCCCUCAUGCCCCAGGCGCCAUGGCCUAUCCAGCGAUUUCCGGAACUACUGGAACUAUCACCUGUAUGUGUGUGUGUGAGUGUGAAAUGUGCGUGAACAGCGGCAAGCCGGAGUUGUGACGCACCUGAGUGGCACACACACACACACACACACACAUACACACACACACACACACACACACGCACAUGCACACAGGCAUGUGCAGGUUCUUAACACACACUCACAUCUGCUGCUUAAAACCAUCUGCCUUAUUGUGUCCUUCUUACAAUCCUAAAAUGGCUUCUUCCCCUCACCCUCGAGCACACACACUCUUAACACGCACGGCUAACACACGCUGCUGCGUCUGGAAACCGGUGUUGUUGACAUCGUCGUGUUUGUCCUCGCUGAGAGGCAGAAAGACAGGAGAAUAGAGACAACUUUUUUUUUACUUCUGUCCAUCCUUAUUUUUUCAAAAUGGCCGCCUCUCUCUAAUCCCCUGCACCGUAGAGGUGAAAAAGGAGCAGAGCGAACACUUGAACUUUGAGAACGUUCAGUCACCUGAUGAACCAUCAUCGUUUUUGCAGCCGCAGCUACAACUAUUAAAGAGAAAUUUUAAGGAGGACAGAUUUUUUCCAUCCAUCUUGGUGCACUACAUGUUUUUUUUUCUCAAAAUGGACGCCAUUGUGACCGUCCUUGCUGUUGUGACUGGGAAAGUACAAUCUUGUUAAAGAGAAAGAAAGAAAGUUUUCUCAAAAUGGCUGCCGCUUUCCUUCCCCUCUUCCUGGUUCUGAUGUCUGUCCCGCUUGUCCUAUCCUCCCUCCAGUCAAACGAACGUCGCGUGGUGGCCUACGUGCCUGGCGACUUGAUCAUUGGUGCUCUGUUCUCCGUCCACCACCAGCCGGCGGCAGACCGCGCCCACGAGCGCAAGUGCGGUGCUGUGCGUGAGCAGUACGGCAUCCAGCGCGUCGAGGCCAUGAUGCUGACGCUCGACCGCAUCAACGCCGACCCGGACAUCCUGCCCAACGUCACGCUCGGCUGCGAGAUACGUGACUCCUGUUGGCACUCUGCUGUCGCGCUCGAGCAGAGCAUUGAGUUCAUACGUGACUCGCUCAUUGCUGCCGAGAGCCCCACAUCAGCUCCACUCGAACCCGUUUCCGAAGACAUGGCAACUGGGGGUGGGGUUAAGUGUUCAGAAGGCCUGCCCCCCAAGGGGAAGAAGCCCAUCGUGGGCUUGAUUGGACCUGGCUCGAGCUCGGUGGCCAUUCAGGUGCAGAACCUGCUGCAGCUGUUCAACAUCCCUCAGAUCGCUUACUCGGCCACCAGCAUGGACCUGAGCGACAAAUCACUGUAUAAAUACUUCAUGAGGGUCGUACCAUCUGAUGCGCAGCAGGCCAGAGCCAUGGUGGACAUCGUCAAACGCUACAACUGGAGUUACGUCUCCACCAUUCAUACAGAGGGUAACUAUGGUGAAAGUGGAAUGGCGGCAUUUAAGGAGAUGGCUCUGAAAGAAGGGAUCUGCAUCGCACACUCUGAUAAGAUCUGGAGUAACGCAGGCGAACAGAGCUUUGACCGUCUGCUGGCGAAGCUGCGCGGUCGUCUACCCAAGGCGCGCGUGGUGGUGUGUUUCUGCGAGGGCAUGACCGUCCGCGGCAUCCUCAUGGCCAUGAGACGCCAGAACCUCGCCGGGGAGCUCAUGCUCGUUGGCAGUGACGGAUGGGCGGACCGUUAUGACGUGACUGACGGAUACGUGCGUGAGGCAGCAGGUGGGAUCACAAUAAAACUGCGAUCCUCAGACGUGAAGUGGUUCGACGAUUACUAUUUAAAAUUACGUCCUGACAACAAUCUGCGCAAUCCGUGGUUCCCCGAGUUCUGGCAACAUCGCUUCCACUGCAGACUGAAGGGUCAUCCUCAGGAAAGCCCUAACUACAACCGGACCUGUAGCAAGCGUGAUUCAUUGCGGCAGCAGUACGCUCAGGACACUAAGAUGGGUUUUGUAAUAAACGCGAUCUACAGCAUGGCCUAUGGGCUUCAUAAGAUGCAGAGAGCUCUCUGUCCUGGUAUGGCAGGACUCUGUGAUGCCAUGCGGCCAAUCGACGGUUCCAAACUGCUCGAGUUUCUCAUGAAGACCAACUUCACAGGUGUCAAUGGAGAGAACAUCUACUUCGAUGAGAAUGGAGAUUCGCCGGGAAGCUAUGUGAUCAUGAACUUUAAGAAAAUGGGGAAAGAUUACUACGACUACACUAACGUGGGCAGCUGGGACAUCAGCGGCCUGCAGAUAGACGAUGACGAAAUCUGGCCGAACAAAGACAGCAUCAUUAAGUCGGUCUGCAGCGAGCCCUGCGAUAAAGGACAGAUCAAGGUGAUCCGUAAGGGCGAGGUGAGCUGCUGUUGGACGUGCACCCCCUGUAAGGAAAACGAGUUUGUGUUUGACGAGUACACGUGCCGAGCCUGCGAACUCGGAUCCUGGCCUACUGAUGACCUCACAGGUUGUGACCCAAUUCCGGUCGAGUAUCUGCAUUGGGGCGACCCGGAGCCGAUCGCUGCGGUGGUUUUCUCCUGCCUCGGUCUCCUGGUGACGUUCUUCGUGGCAGCCGUGUUUGUGGUGUACCGCGACACGCCUGUCGUGAAGUCGUCAAGCCGUGAGCUCUGCUACGUCAUCCUGUUCGGGAUUGGCCUGGGCUACAUCUGCACCUUCUGCCUGAUCUCUAAACCACGCAUCAUUUCCUGCUUCCUGCAGCGCCUCGGUGUCGGCCUGGCACCCGCCCUGAGCUACUCAGCUCUCGUCACUAAAACCAACCGCAUCGCUCGCAUCCUAGCAGGCAGCAAGAAGAAAAUCUGCACCAAGAAACCGCGCUUCGUUAGCUCCUGCGCCCAGCUAGCCAUUUCCUCCUUCCUGGUCAUGGUGCAGCUCGGCAUCAUCGUCACGCUGCUCGUCCUGGAGCCACCAGACGUCGUCUUCCACCAUCCGUCCAUCCGAGAGGUCAGGCUCAUCUGCAACACUAGCAACCUAGGCGUAGUCGCGCCGCUUGGCUACAACGGCGUGCUAAUUCUCAGCUGCACCUUCUACGCAUUCAAGACACGCAACGUGCCGGCGAACUUUAACGAAGCCAAGCACGUGGCGUUCACCAUGUACACCACGUGUGUCAUCUGGCUGGCGUUCGUUCCCAUCUACUUCGGCUCGGACUACAAGAUUGUGACGACGUGCUUCUCUGUGAGCCUGAGUGGCACCGUGGCACUCGGCUGCAUGUUUGCGCCAAAAGUCUACGUCAUCCUGGCCAAGCCUGAGCGCAACGUACGGAGCGCCUUUACCACCUCUACAGCCGUGCGCAUGCAUGUGGGGCGGGGCAAGAAGACACCGCCGCCCACCAGCAGCCUCGCCAACCUGUGGAAGAGACGACCCUCAUCCGGGGACACGCUCAGCUCUAACGGUAAGUCGGUGACGUGGGCUCAGACGGAGCGCAACUCCAAAGGUGGCCACUUGUGGCAGCGUCUCUCCUUCCACAUCAAAAAGCGCGAGAACAACCAGACGGCCGUGAUCAAGCCUUUCUCCAAGGCGUCGGAGGAUGUCACGCCUGAAAGCGCUACCGAUAAAAUGCUUUACGAAGUCGCAGAGAGCGAGGAGCGAUAUCCAAUUACGUAUCGGCCGCAGACUCCGUCACCAAUCAGCACCGUGAGUCAGAGGACGGGAGAAAUUCUAGGGCGGAGCCAAGGCGCUGAUGAUGAACAGAUCAUUAGCGUUUCCUCGUACGUCAGCCAAUCGUCCCGUAGAGAAAGCGGAUCGUGUGUGGGAGGGAUAGGAUCUGGUGGGGGCGUGGUUGUGAGCGGAGCCAUGGGAGUCGGAGGCGGGAUCUCUAGCUCAUCACAGGGCUCGCUAAUGGAGCAAAUCAGCUGCGUUGUGAACCGUUUCACAGCUAAUAUCAGCGAACUAAACAGCAUGAUGCUCUCAAGUUCACCACCGCGCCCUGCUAAAGUCCCGCCCCCUUACUUCCUGUCCCGAGACAUGUCCAUGCCUGCCACCAUGACGACCUAUGCUGAAAUUCAACCCCUUCCACCUGUGGAGUCAAACGGAGGUCGUCCAUCCACUUCCUGCCCUCUCGGAGGUCCUUCGGGCGUUAAAGAGAAGAUUUUGGAAACAACGGUACACGAGUCGCAGGCUUCUAAAGGGGAAAUGGAGGAAAUUAUCGCGCUAACACCCCCCUCGCCGUUUAGAGAUUCUGUGGCUUCAGGAAGCAUCUCGAAUUCUCCUGCCUCUGGAUCAUCACCCAAAUACGAGUGCUUGGUACUGCGGCACUACAGCCAGAGCUCCUCGUCCUUAUAAGGACCUUGGACGAAAGAAAGUGGCGAGAAUAUUAAUUCGAGAUAUGUGAUAAUGGUUUUCUGGUGUGUGUGUUUACAUGUUGUCGCUGUUGAAUUUGGCAAACAGCCAGAGCUCCUCGUCCUUAAGAGGACUGUAGAGACAGAACAGAUGAAAUGAGGGAAUGAGGGUGGAGAUAAUAAUAAUAAAAAAAACGCUGAGAUUGAGGAAUAACAGCAUCUUAGAGAGGAUAUAAGGACCUUAGAGAUGAGAAAAGGAGAAAGGAGGGGAAUAUGCAGAUGGGAACUGAUGAAAGAGGAGGGUAACGCUAAAAUCAAUGAAUAAUGGCGUCCCAGAGGAUGUAAUACAAACAAACACAAGUGCGGAACUACAGCCAGUGCUCUAGGACCUUAGACUCAGGCAAGAGGGAUGGAGUGAUAUCGAAAUGAUGAAUAAUAUCUUGGAAGAAGAGAUAUGAGUUAAUACAUAUGCAGUGUUUAUUUUGCGUAUUUGUAUGUUUGUGCCAUUCACCUGACAAUGAGAGACAGAUAUUACAAAAACUACUGAUCUUAUAGAUGUAGAGUUGAAAAAAAAGAGGGAACGAGGGUGCGGAAGUACAGAUGAAAUGAUAUGUAGGAAGUGAAACACUGAAAUUUGUAUAUCCUGAAGGAAAUAUACAGUGCUUGCAAGGAGCUAGAAGUGAUGGAGUGAUGAAAGUAAUAAAGGAAGGAAAGAAGGAAGGAAGGAAGGAAGAAGGAAUAGAGCAUGGAAGGAAGUUAGAAGGGAAAUAAAAAGGAAGGAGUUAAGCAAAGGGAGGGAGUGACAAAUAAAGAAAUAAAGACAAGAAGGCAACAGAAGUGAAAGAAAGAAGGAAAGAAAGAAAAGGGGAAGGAGAGAUAAUGUGAGAAAAGCAGACAGGAAAUAUACAGAGAGAGAAAGAGGAAGAUUCAGAGUAAAACCUGGGAAAAAUAGAAAAACAAGAAGGAAAGAAAAAAAAAGAAAGGGAAGGCGGGGCCUACAGGGUGCACUUGCACUGUGCGUAACACUGAUUGGUUGCCUGUGAAGCCUGUUAUGACGUCAUGACAUGGCAGCUGGAAUUCAAAGAGAUGGACAUUUCCAUCUUUCGAUAUUUUUCAAUGGAAAAAAAAUUCAAACUGAAUGAAAAGGGAAGGAAUAACGAUGUGCUCGCCUUGCAAGCACUGUAAUAACAGCUUCCUAGACGCAUCAAAGACAUCUGAGUGAGUUUUACUGUUGAAUUUAGCCAAGAAAGGAAGAGAGAUUGACCUCGUUGUCAGAAGGACCUUAGAGACAGAAUAGACAGAAUAAGAAAGGGGAUAAUACUUUAAGAAGUAAGAAAAGUGUAAAAGUGAUGAAUCACUCCUUUCUGAAGUAGAUAUAAGGAGCUCUUUACCAUCUUUAUAAUGAUCGUAGAGUUCAGAGAAUUAUAAUAAUAGUAAUAAUAAUAAUAAUAAUAAUAAUAAUAAUGAGAUAUGAAUAUGAGCUAUAUUGGUCCUGCAUGUCAUGGUAUGACUAUGACCAUAGACAUAUAAAAAAGGAAAGAAGGGUGGAGAUAUUCAAAAUCAAUCAGUGACGAACAUAGAGUUGCGGAAAGAUGUAGGAAGUGUAAUAGAACUGUUCUGAAAGGCACCUAGAGAGGGUAAAAGAAGGGAGCAGGAGUAAUGCUAUUAAUUAAUGGAAAUGUAUGCGAAAGGUGAAAUAUACCAGUGCUGAACAGAUGAAUAAUGGAGUCCUUGUUCCCCAAAGUACAAUGUAAAUGUAUGCAUCAAAGGUACAAUGAAAUUCCUUAAGGUCCAAUUAUGUACCUUUGAUGAGUUACCUUUCGUAGGUCAUGGGGUAUUUAACUAAAAUUUAUGAAGGUCCACAUUCCUUGCUUACGAAGUUCCGGAUAAACAGCUCACAUGACUGAAUGGCAACAGCAAUGACCUUUUAAUGCUUAACCAUUAAAAUGAUGAUUACUUUAUAGUUACAAUAGGAAUAACCUAGUGAAGAGACAAAUCCGAACAACUGACUCGAAUGAUUCCUCGAAGCAAUCCUAUGGUAUGUCUCGUCAGACGUUUCUUCAGUUCCCCACGCACAAUUUUAGGUUGUACCUGCUAUUAGUUCCCAUUUACUGUUUACGCAAAAAUGGAGAAAAGCUUAUAACUGCGGUUGCAUCUUAUCCUGUCAUAUAUGACUUAACAUUAAAUGUGUAUAGAGACAUUGCAAAGCUUGGAUGGAUGUAGCAGAGAGCCAUCGUGCCUCUGGUGAGUGUAUGUAGCUAGUACAGUUAGCUAAUCUGCCAAUUAAGAUAAUACGAAGCCUAGCAUUUAACGUCAAUCAAACCGAAAUACAUUUUUUUAAAAAAGUGGUGUGUAUUACUCGUAGUAGACUAUACAUUCUUAGAACUAAAAAACACUGGACAGGCCACGCCCACAAGCGACAACACGCCCAAAAGAGACAAACUAGUGUCUUGUCACUUGCUAGUGUGAACGUAGGGUAAAUAAGACAUUUCAAAGUGUUUUUUAAGUUUAGCACUUCCACUAGAUUCCACUAGAAACAUUGAUUAUUGAAUCAACAAAUACAAUUAACGAGCCAUGUCGUCAAAAUAUAUAUAAAAAAUAGCUAGUCUGUGGUUGUAUGAGCUGCCUUCAGCUAAAUAAUUUACAGAAUUUCAUGUGAUUGGAUAAACUACACGAUCUGCUACGGAAACCGAGCUACAGAUACAUUAUUUUCUGGUUCAGUAAAUAAUUGGUUCGGUCCACUGAAUUACUCCACCAUGUGACGAACCCUUCUAUAGAUCCUCACACUAAAGGUAUAAAGACAUUUGAAGGUACCACCACCCCAAUAACGUCCACAUUAGAAUAAUGGAUUACUAGAGCGGGGCUUUACAUGUUCUUGAUGUAAAUUUCAGUCAGUAGAGGGCGCUAUUAUACAGCUAGCACAGAGCAGAGAGCGUGGAAAUACUCAUUCGAGACAUAAGAAAGGUGUGUGAUGCUGAAAUGGAUGAAUAAUGGUGUACAGAGAUGGAGAAAGGGUAUUACAAGAAAAAAGGUUGUAACGCUGAAAUAUAUGGAGAAUUGAUUCCGAGAUGGAAUACAAGAACCUCCCUUGUCCUUACGAGGACUGCAAAUAGGACGAGUGUCACAGACAUUCAGUAUUUAGUGUGCGUGUUUACAUGUUUUCACUGUUACAUUCGACCAAACGUAGAGGCUACUGAAGCAUCUUAAAGCUUCAAGACUUUCUAUGGACAUGUGACAUGAAAUAAUGUUUUUUUUUGUUGUUGUUGUUGCUGUUUUGUUUGGUAGUGGCCUUAAAUAUACACGGCUCUCAUCUAAUUAGAAAUAUUUUUAUGAAGUGUUUACUCUGUGUGUGUGUGUAUGGGAUAAUGGGGACCAGAAAACUCACAGUGAUAUGAGGACCAUCCCUCCAAAGCUGGCGUCAGGCAUGGAGUAUAGAAAGGGCUGAGAAACACUUAAAACUGGAAAGUGUACACACACACACACACACACACACACACAUACAAAUGGACAAGUUGAAACUAAGGACUUGCUUUAGCUGCACUUGGGCUCGAGGACCUGACCUAACAGACUCUGCACAAAGUGCUUUGUUUUAUUUCCUGCAAAAUCCUGUAAAUAUACGGAAAUGACAAUUUGU